This is a messenger RNA of Cooperia oncophora, 450 nucleotides long. The record is from the annotation of a GenBank genome assembly. Lineage: Eukaryota; Metazoa; Nematoda; Chromadorea; Rhabditida; Trichostrongylidae.
AUGAAGCGAGAAGCAAAACUGCGUCAGAGAUCACAUCCACGCGAUGACUCGGGGCUGCCAUCACCGCUAUCGGUUGAGGUCACAACACAAAGUAUCGCCGACACCCCGGACCACGACAUUUCGUCAGAAACCCGUGAGCUCAUUUCCAGAAUGACGUCUACUUCAUACAAGCUUUCGCUGGUCAGAGAUGAAGCCAUAAUGGCGCUUUCGAUGCAUCAGUCUUCUUGUUCAUCAGCUUUUCAACAAUUGGCCGAGUUGACAAUACUUGAAGCGCAGUAUGUGCACGAGUUCGUGAGGCAGUUACCCGGAUUUUCCAGACUUCACAGUCAGGACCGCAGGAUUCUCCAGAAGCAGUCCAAGACUGGAAUCCUCUUGCUACGUUCGGCCAGGAGAUACGACACAACGGAAAGGUGCUUACUACUCGGCAAUGAUCGCCAUUCCUUCAGGUGA